Messenger RNA from Synchiropus splendidus (mandarinfish), 603 nucleotides. Its product is annotated as guanylyl cyclase-activating protein 2-like. Lineage: Eukaryota; Metazoa; Chordata; Actinopteri; Syngnathiformes; Callionymidae. Bases 1 to 603 code for a protein of 200 amino acids. The transcript is spliced from 4 exons. Gene Ontology annotation, molecular function: calcium ion binding; calcium sensitive guanylate cyclase activator activity. Gene Ontology annotation, cellular component: photoreceptor inner segment; cone photoreceptor outer segment. Gene Ontology annotation, biological process: visual perception. The record is from RefSeq and is a predicted model, not a curated record.
AUGGGACAAAACCAACAAACUCAGUCAUCAGAUGAAGAACUGGCGCUAGAUAAUAUUCAAGAUCUCUACAGGUUCUUCAUCAUGGAGUGCCCAAGUGGAUCUUUGUACCUACACGAGUUCAAGAGGAUGUUUGGAGUGGUGAACGGGACGCCAGAAUCUCUGUAUAUGGACAGCAUAUUUAGAGCUUUUGACAUGAACCAUGACAACACAAUGGAUUUUAUUGAGUAUGUCGCUGCUCUGCAUCUGGUUCUUCGUGGAAAACUAGAAGAUAAGCUGCGAUGGUCCUUCAAGGUGUUUGACAGUGAUGACAACGGUCGUCUGGAUCGAAGCGAACUGCGAAAGAUUGUUAAGAUUAUCUACAAGAUCAAAAAGGGCUCAAUAACUGACGAAAGUGGCACAACUUAUCUGACGUCUGAGGAGGUGUGCACUCGAAUAUUCCGAGAGGUCGAUGUGAACAGUGAUGGUCAGAUCACCCUGGAGGAAUUUGUUGAAGGAGCUCAGAAGAGCGAGUGGGUACGAAGUUUCCUGCAACUCGAUGUCAAUCCAAGCGGAUGGGUGCAGAGACAUUUGUGCGACAGAAAACUGUGCGCUAAAGACUCUUGA